GGGAGCGGGCGCAGCGAGCUGAGACAGACCGAGUGACAGCGCCUGAGUCCCGGGGAAGAAGCUCACGGAGCCUCCGUGAAAAAACGUGCCUGCAGCACAGUCAAGAUGCCGAACAAAACCAAGAAGGAGAAGGAAACAACCAAAGGUGCUAAAAGCAGCAUGAAGAACAGUACAAGCAGCGGCGGCGGUGGUAGCGGCGGCAGCGGGGGGAAAGAUGCUGCUGUUGCUGCGGAGAACUCAGACGAGUCCCAGCAGCAGCAGAGUGGCAGUAAGCGUCCCAGUAACAGCACGCCUCCGCCCACUCAGCUCAACAAGAUCAAAUACUCUGGAGGUCCUCAGCUGGUGAAGAAGGAGCGCCGCCAGAGUUCAUCUCGCUUCAGCCUGACCAAGAACAGAGAGCUGCAGAAACUACCUGCGCUCAAAGACUCGCCCCUGAUGGAGCGUGAGGAGCUGUUUGUGCAGAAGCUCCGUCAGUGCUGCGUCCUGUUUGACUUUGUCAGCGACCCGCUCAGUGACCUCAAGUACAAAGAGGUGAAGAGGGCGGGGCUCAACGAGAUGGUGGAGUACAUCACACACAACAGUGACGUGGUGACCGAGUGCAUCUACCCCGAGGCCGUCCUCAUGGUGAGGACAUGCACAGGCUCACACACUGAGGACAUGAUGACAAACUCAACUUUGUCUUCAUUUAAUCUGAUGGGGAACAAACACACAAACGUUAAAUGUGUGCUUGUGUCUAAACCCUCCUACAGACUUGUUUGGUACAAAUGGGACCAAUGCCUCAGGAGGGACCGACCUGUGAGUGGGGGCGGAGCUCUGACUGUAGACCGACCUGUGAGUGGGGGCGGAGCUCUGACUGUAGAUAGACCUGUGAGUGGGGGCGGAGCUCUGACUGUAGAUAGACCUGUGAUUGGGGGCGGAGCUCUGACCUCAGUGUUUGUGUUGAAGCUAUUGGAGCUGUUCGACAGUGAGGACCCCCGAGAGAGAGACUUCCUGAAGACCAUCUUACACCGCAUCUACGGCAAGUUCCUCGGCCUCCGCGCCUACAUCCGCCGCCAGAUCAACAACAUCUUCUACAGAUUUAUCUAUGAGACCGAACAUCACAAUGGCAUCGCUGAGCUGCUGGAGAUCCUGGGGAGCAUAAUCAACGGCUUCGCUCUCCCUCUGAAAGAAGAACACAAGAUGUUUCUGAUCCGAGUUCUGCUGCCGCUGCACAAAGUCAAGUCUCUCAGCGUCUACCACCCACAGCUGGCGUACUGUGUGGUCCAGUUCUUGGAGAAAGACAGCAGCCUGACGGAGCCGGUGAUCAUGGGUCUGCUGAAGUUCUGGCCAAAGACUCACAGUCCGAAGGAGGUGAUGUUCCUGAACGAGCUGGAGGAGAUCCUGGACGUCAUCGAGCCGUCAGAGUUCGUGAAAGUUCAGGAGCCACUCUUCAGACAGCUCGCCAAGUGUGUGUCCAGCCCACACUUUCAGGUGGCAGAGAGAGCUCUGUAUUACUGGAAUAACGAGUACAUCAUGAGUCUGAUCAGCGACAACGCCGCCAAGAUCCUCCCCAUCAUGUUCCCCGCCCUCUACAAGAACUCCAAGAGCCACUGGAACAAGUCCCUGGUGGACGUCACAGGGACUGCAGCUUUAGUUUCAGCUGUGAAAGACUCGGCAGGAACAGGAAGUACACCUGGACAACAGGAAGUACACCUGGACAACAGGAAGUACACCUGGACAACAGGGUACACCUGGACAACAGGAAGUACACCUGGACAACAGGAAAGCAAUAAGCUCCACCCCCUCCGCCCUGGGCUCCACCCACAGGAAGAGUACAUGUUGUACAGCGACAGCUCCGUGGCCGUGUACUCGAUGGAGACGGAGACUCCGACGGCUGAAGACAUCCAGCUGCUGAAGAAGACUGUGGAGAGCGAAGCCUCGCAGGGUCUGAAGGACCUGAAGAAGGACAAAGUCCUGAUGAGGAGGAAGUCGGAGCUGCCGCAGGACGUCUACACCAUCAAAGCUCUGGAGGCUCAUAAGAGAGCUGAGGAGUACCUGACAGCCAAUCAGGAAGCUCUCUGACCGGGGGGGCGGUCCCUUCUGAGCCUGACUCUCUCUGAUUGGAGGAAGCUGUGCUGGGGUCGGAUGAGGGCGGAGCUGACGCUGCGUUCAAAGAACAAAAACAACCGUCUGACCCCUGAUGGUCCAGAACAUGUAGGACACUGUGUAGACGUCCGUUCCGCGUCCUGUCUCAAACUGUGUCAUCUGUACCUGCAUCACAACGCCGCCAGGUGACUGCAACGCUGCCCUGGACACGCACAGACCGACAGUCCCUGAACGCAUCACCAACAGGACUUUUCCACAGCGGGAACUCGGCGAGCUGUGAAGGAACGCGUCGUCUCAGUUUCUGCUGCGGUUCCACCGUGUUCUGCCAGAACAACUUCACUGCUUUAAAUCUGAAACAUCUUUAUUUCUCCAGGUUUUUAUUUUCUCAAAUUCUCUGCAAUGCUCAAACGUUAAACUCCGUCUGAGUCCUCGGAACAUUUAAUCCCUUCAAUCAGCUGCUCUACUUUACGACUCUGAAAUGUAAAGAUACAGACUGUCAGACGAAUCAAGAUCAUAAUGAAACAAACACCAGUUUAACCCUCAGCAACAGAGACGUUCAGGUUACGUUGGUAUUUACAGAAACGCUGUUUAUUUCCUGUCCACAGUUUUUAUCCCGACCGAAUGCUGCCGAAAUAUUUUCUGUUAAAGACGUGACGUUUAUGUCUCCUCUGUUUCUGCUUUAAAUGAAUUCAUACUGACGUGUAAAAAAAAAAAAACCUAUCAGCUGCUUCCUGUCGCCUGCUCACUGUCGAAAGCCUGAAAUGUUCUGGUUUGUAAAACAGAGUUACGCAGCAGGACCCUGCUGGUUCAUACCGGUUCUGACUGGUUCUUACUGGUCUCAGGUUGUUGUGUUCCUGCUGUGGAAAAGAGCUCCGACACAUCACGUCUGUCCCAUGACACCUGAAGGCAGCACAGAUGAGUUCACUGACUCGCUCCAACAGCCGCUUCACUCCAGAGCCCCGCCCCCUUCACCUGACCCAACCAAUCACCUCUCAGCACGGACCUGUGGUGGACUCAUGACUGAAGCAGCUUCAGAUGGACUGUUGAUGGUGAUGAUGAUGAUGGUGGUGGUGACGAUGACGAAGAGACACAGUGAAUGUAGACGUCCAAUCAGCAUCCAGCUGGUCACCCGACAGAACAGACCUUUGAGUCCAACGUCAUUUAUUUGUUUUAUUUUAAUGUUCGUCGGUCGUACGGAGGAAAAGAAACGACUCAACUGUCAACACAGAAAAAAGUUUCAAAAAAUGCCAAAAUAAAUAAAUAAAUAAAAUUUUGAAAUAAAUAAAUAAAUAAAUCAAAGCUGAUCAUUAAACUGAACUGAAAUGAAACUCUUAAAUUAAUUUGAACAUUUUUGUAAAACUACACUUUUUUUUAAUAAAUUAUUUAUUUCAUUUCAUUUCAACAUUUUAUUUGUUUAUUCCUGUAAAUGUUUAUUUAUUGAUACUUGUGUCAUUUUUCGUCCUCCGUAGAUCCACGCUGUCAUGACGUCGUCGACUCUGAACCAAUGAGAGAAGUCGUUUGCUUGAGGAGGCGUUUUCUGUCAGAACGUCACGUGGGUGUUUUGUCGUCAGCGCUGAAAUACUUAAAGAACAAAAACUUGUUUGUGCUUGUGAGCAAAACGAGACGUUCAGGCGUUAUGGGACAUAAUGCCACUGAAGAAGCGUCUCAGUGUGAGUCGAAGCUUUCGACUGCGCAACAAAACCCAACAGUUUGUCUGAAUUUUAAGGUUCAGCGUUUGUUUCAGGACCUAAUGAGUCCGAACGCCGUCAAACAGGAUGCUCAACAACGUCACAUGAUAAAUACAAAUACAUCUCGCCAAAGUAAAAGCCUGGAUUUCGACUUGUUAAAGACACAUCUUUGCUGAUGAACGAGAUGAAGUUCAGUGAUUUUUAAACGUUAAAAAACAGAAAAGUUAAAAAUGCAUCAGCCGGUAAAAAAACCAACUCCUCCAGUUUCCCAUGAUCCUCUGCUGUCUCGGUUCUGUUUACAACACUGUCUGAGCUGUGUUCCAGUUUCACUGUUUCAUGCUGUCGCAUUCUGUGCCAUAAAAAAAAAAAGUUUGUAACAAAGAUAAUCAUUUCAAAUAGUUUUUUUUGUCUAAAAGUUACAGCGACUUUUAACGAGUGAAAAUAACCUGAGUAUUUCAGGGUCACGUGUCGUCGUCACACAAAGUUCGCUCGUUUUGUUAAACACUAACUGUGUUUCAAUUUCAGUUCAUGUCACAAACAGUUCGGUAAAAUUCCGGAUGAACAAAAAAUGAAUUUAAAAACGCAUUUUUGUCAACAACAGAAAACAGAAACUGUAAAACUGGUCGUUUUUUUUGUUUGUUUUUUUUUACAAAAACGCAACUGAUGUUUUUAAAGUGCUUUAAUUUUUCAAACUCAGAUGAUCUCCACAGUUUUCAUGAAAGUGCAUUUUUCCUGAAAGAAAAUAUUAACGUCACAGAGGUGAGUUUCUCCUGACGGAAAUACUUUUAACAGUCCGUAAAAAAAUUAAAGUGAACAUUCUGAAUGAAAACAUGAUAAUUGUUGUUAAAAUGCAUUUUUCCUUAUUGAAAAUAUUUGAUAAACAUUAAAGUACAUUAAUGUAGCUACAUUUGUUUCUGUCAAACACUCAAAACACACACACACACAAAAUUUUUACUGUGCGCUUUUGCUGAAAGAAAACUCUUAAUGGAAGCGCAUUUUCCUAAUUGAAAACAUUCAAUACCUUCGAUAAAGUGUUUUUAUUUUUCCUCAAAAACACGUGAAUGUUCGGAUGAGAACAUGCAAGAAUUGUUAAAAGUUAAUUUUUGUGACAAAAAUCGCGCAAGUUUGAGUGCACUUUGGUGACAGAAGACUGUUGAUAAAGCGCAUUUUUCCUCUUCCAAAAUGUGCGAUAAAUGUCAUUGAAAGUGCAUUUUCUGACAAAAAUAUAAAUGUAAUGAAUAAAAGUUUUAGAGUGCACUUUUGCUGACAGAAAACUGAGUGUCAAUAAAGCUCAUUUUUUCCUCAUUGAAAACAUUCAAUACCUUUGAUAAAUGUCAUCACAGUGCAUUUUUUGUCUGCACAAAAACACGUGAUAAAUGUCACUUAGUUUUAACUGACAGGAGUGCAUGAAAGUGCAUUUUUCCUUAUUAAAAAAAAAAAAUCACUUGAUCAAAGUGAAUGUUAGGAUGAGAAUGUGCAAUAAAUGACGUUUGAAGUGCAUUGUUUUGACGAACACAAUGAAUGUCAGUUUCUCCAACAGAAAUAUUCAGUAAAUAUUUUAGAGUGCACUGCUGCUGACAGAAAACUCAGUCUCAAUACAGUGCGUUUUUUGUCAAGUCAAGGUGCAUUUUUCUGACAAAAACACAAAAAAAAUUGACAGCAAUCGCGUGUUAAAAUUUAAAGUGCAUUUUUCCUACCAAAAACAAAAAGCGCAGCUAUUGUAUGUUCAGAUAUCCCGUUUCACAGCAUUAACGAAAGUUAAAAUAAUUCAUGUAUCUGCCUCGAGAUUUAGAUUCGCACCAAAAUGUAAUGGGUUCUUCCUCGGCCGUGUUUCACUCCUCCACGUUUUGUGAAAGUCACGCCUCAAACAAAUGAAACCGAAAAAACGGCAGAAAAUUAUUCGAUUGUCCCGUUAAAAAUGCGCUCACUACUGUUCAGUAGGUUUUUUAGCUCGUGUAUUACCUUUAAGAAACGCACCAGAGUGAACGAAAAGUUGUGACAAACUUUUUUCUGCAACAGGAUUUGUUUGAAAUUCACGUUUGCAUUUUGGGACAUUUUGCAGUUUGAUGACAGAGCGUUUAUUGAUGUGAGCGAGAAUGACAAAAUGUCCGUCCGUCUGUCUUUGUCUAAAAUAAUGAAGCUCGUCAUCACCUAAAGAGUGACGUGCUGUAUCCCACCUGAAGACGUGACGCGUCUCACCUGUUGCUGCAGAAACAUGAGAACAGUCAUGACUCUCUGAAUACCAUCAUGUGCAGUUACUGGUGGAUAUUGUCAUGUGUAUGGAUGCAUGGCCAUGCCCCCUCACAUACAGGCCACACCCCCUCUCUUACAGACCGUGACGUUUACAGCUCUUUUAUUUUUUUAUCUUACUUCCUGGUCGGCUGCUUUCCGUUAAGUCGCCGCACAUCGUCCUCCACUUGCCGUCGUGUGAUUUGCUGUCAGUCAAUCAACCAUUCCAGGGGUGGGUUAGCUCCGCCCACCUCUCUGUGCCGCCACUGGACAAAAUAGCCGCCACAGCUCCGAGUCCAAAGAGUUAAUGUGAGACGUUUUUAUACGCUUCCUGUGUACCUUGUGUGUAGUCUGGGGGGUUGUCCAGCAGGGGGCAGAGCAGGUGUGAGUCUGAGUGUCUUCAUUGAUCCUGUGAUCAUUGAACCGAUCGAUCAGCUGAUCAGUGUUAUUUCAAAGUUUGUCCAGCAGAGAGCGCUCACAACUCCACUUUGUAUCAGCACUUAUAAAUGAUAUAAAAAUAAAUCAUUGAUUAAUAUCAAUACUCUGAUCAAACAAACACAAAUAAAUAAAUAUAAAUAAACAAAUAAAAACAGACAAACUAAAGUUUAAACUUCAGUGACUUCUCUGACUGCACAGACUCUGAUUUUAUUUUUCUGGUUCUGUUUGACAUCAGUUUUUGUCUUUGUUGGGAUGUUUGACGACGACUGAGGCCGCAGAUGAUGAUGAUGAUGAUGAUGAUGAGAGAUGAAUGUCAGUUCACUGUUACUGACACAUUUAAUCCCCUGAAACAAACUCUAAAGAUCCGCUCUCUGACUCGUCGCAGGGUCCAAUCAGCUCUUUGAGAACCUUCAGAUUAUAAUAAAUACUUUGCAGAGAGGUUUAUUUUGUCUGGCGGCGGCGGCGGUGGCAGCGCAGUUCUUGAUAAACUGACUCCACGGUGAAACAUUUCAUGAAAGUAAGAAACCAUCACCACGAUCUGUGACACUAAAACGCGAGCGCUGCUUCCCGCCAUCCUGUACAUAUGUUGUACUUUAAUUAGAACAUGACAUGGUAUGAAAGUGAGAUUUUGUACAGACGUUCGUGUACAGAACAAAAUAAAAGGAAAUAAA
Molecule: messenger RNA, 7111 nt
Organism: Epinephelus moara (kelp grouper)
Lineage: Eukaryota; Metazoa; Chordata; Actinopteri; Perciformes; Serranidae
Gene: ppp2r5d
Product: protein phosphatase 2, regulatory subunit B', delta
Exons: 15
Coding region: 106-2061 (651 amino acids)
Biological process (GO): protein dephosphorylation; signal transduction
Cellular component (GO): protein phosphatase type 2A complex; cytosol; nucleus
Molecular function (GO): protein phosphatase activator activity
Source: RefSeq, a predicted model, not a curated record